AUGCGUCUUCUACCCUUGGUUAUCUCCCUCAGCGCUUUCGUGGCGAACGUUUCCGCAGACUACAGCAUUAAAGUCAUUACGCACAAUGGGAUGAACGUUACCUCUAGAGCUCUUUACAACACGAUCGAAAUUGGGUCAAAGGACUCUUACCAAUAUUGGGACUUUCAUCAGGUCUUAGGCGCCAAAGAUUGGAUUUACUUUGGUUUAAGUGAUUACUUCAUUCGGUUUCGAGAAUAUCACACAGGUGCAAUUGCACUGGCGGAUAAUACUCCAUCACUGUUUCGGGUUGAAAAGGAUGCGGAUGCCACCUAUCUGAUCACUACCGAGACUGACCCCUCAGGCCAAAAGCUUGCCUGGACUGCCGAACACAACGAUACCAACCCCAAUGGGAACAUGAUCGUGAAGCUACGCCCUUACGAUCGUGGUAGUAGCCAGCGCUUCGACAUCAGGGACUAUACAGUACCGGACGAUUAA
Molecule: messenger RNA, 474 nt
Organism: Microsporum canis CBS 113480
Lineage: Eukaryota; Fungi; Ascomycota; Eurotiomycetes; Onygenales; Arthrodermataceae
Exons: 1
Coding region: 1-474 (157 amino acids)
Source: RefSeq, a predicted model, not a curated record